CUGUGCGUCGCCCGAGAGCCGACGGACUCGGUACGACGGGACCAAGCCGUCGGCGUCCCCAGGACCGAAGCUGUCCCAGGCGAAUUCCUGAGUCACCCUCGAAGCGGGCCGAGUCGCCAUGUUGAAGCUGGGCAAACCGAAGCUAGAAAUUCUGCCAUCUUGGGUCUUUGCCAGCCUUGGCUUCGGAGGGGGUAUAGGUUAGAGGGAGAGAGAGCCCAUAUACACGACGGGCAGGUGAAGCCAGGCUGGUUGCCAUGUCGUUAACGGGCACCACUUCCACUUUGUGGAAGAAAGGGUGAGGAACGUUAGGUCGCCCUCCCUAGUUUCUCGUGGUCACGUGUAAGCAUGUGUGGGCGGCCAUAUUUUCUGAGGGCACCUCGAAGCGGCUUAAGCUGGUAAGCCAUUUCCACCAUCUUUGUUGUGGGCUCGCCACUGUGGCCAACGCUCCCACGGACCUGGAUCGAACCCCGUGGCGGCCAUCUUGGUCUCGGGCGAGCCAGAUAAGGAAGGGGGGAGUCACCCGGAAGUGACAUCAGCUCGCCGCCAUGCCUUUUGAGGGCGGCGACGGCGCCGGGCCGGCCAUGCUGGCUACGGGCACGUGAGUGGAGGCGGCGUUGUGAACCGCGGUGUUGGGAGGAUUUGGCCAUCCUGAGGCAGAGGGGCUCCGGGAAGGCGCCCGGCUCACGGGAGUGGUAUGGCCUGCAUAGGUCAGAGGGCAGAGCUAGCCCAGCGGCACGUGGCUGAGCGCUGGAGGGGGGUCGCCCGCGAGAACCGUCGUGUCUGACUCUAGGCAGAGCCUAGACACCCUCAUUUUCCGGUGUUCGGACCCACAGGGGUCCUCACCUGGGCCGCGGACCCCGUCCACGGGCCCGAGGGGGUUGUUGGAGGGGCUCCGGGCGCCCCUCACCCGCCCAAAGGCGGGACUUCCGGCCCUGGCCCUCACCUGGGCGGGAUUUCCUGUUUUGCUGGGAAAGCGGGUCAGGCCUGGAUCCCCGGGGGCUGCGGGGAGGUCGCGGGGCGGCGGCCCCAAGGUCCGCCCGCGCAGGGGUGCCCCGUGCCCCUUGUUAGGGCCGCUUCCAGUCUGACAGGCUGGGGGGGCUUGGCCAGCCGCCCUCCUCCCUGGGGAGCGAGCCCCCGCCCGCACCCCGGGCCUGGCUGCUGGCCUCGGUCGCCUGCUCCCCCCGGUUAGGUCCUGUUCCCUGGUGUUGGGAGCCGCGCGCCGUCGGUCAGCGAGCCCCUCCCUGCCCCCUGCCCACGCCGCCCGGUCCCACCCUGGGGCUAAGGGCCGGUGCCUCACUUCCCACCGGAUGAGCGGCUCACCGAUGGGUGCUGUGACCCCGGUGCUGGGCAGGCCCGGGCCGCUGGCUGUCGGGCGCGGAUGGCGUUGGGGCGCCCGGAGGAGCUGUGGGAGGCUGUGGUGGGGGCCGCCGAGCGCUUCCGGGCCCGCACAGGCACGGAGCUGGUGCUGCUGACCGCGGCGCCGCCGCCGCCGCCCCGGCCGGGCCCCUGCGCCUAUGCAGCCCACGGCCGGGGGGCGCUGGCCGAGGCCGCCCGCCGCUGCCUGCACGAUAUCGCCCUGGCCCACAGGGCCGCCGCCGCCGCCCGGCCCCCAGCGCCCCCACCAGUGCCGCAGCCUCCCAGUCCCGCACCCAGCCCGCCCCGGCCUGCCCUGCCCAGGGAGGACGACGAGGAGGACGAGGACGAGCCCACAGAGACCGAGACCUCUGGGGAGCGGCUCGGCGUCAGCGAUAAUGGAGGGCUGUUUGUGAUGGACGAGGACGCCACCCUCCAGGACCUGCCCCCCUUCUGUGAGUCGGACCCCGAGAGCACGGACGACGGCAGCCUCAGCGAGGAGACCCCCGCCGGCCCCCCAGCCCACUCAGUGCCCCCGGCCUCAGCCCUGCCCACCCAGCAGUACGCCAAGUCCCUGCCCGUGUCCGUGCCCGUCUGGGCCUUCAAGGAGAAGAGGACGGAGGCGCGGUCGUCGGACGAGGAGAACGGGCCGCCCUCCUCGCCGGACCUGGACCGCAUCGCGGCGAGCAUGCGCGCGCUCGUGCUGCGGGAGGCCGACGACACCCAGGUGUUCGGGGACCUGCCGCGGCCGCGGCUCAACACCAGCGACUUCCAGAAGCUGAAGCGGAAAUACUGAGGCCCGGGAGGGGCCGCCGGGUCCCGCGUCCGCCCCGCCCCGCACGACGCCCCUGGCCCGCCCCCGGAGCUCGCCAAUGCCGGCGCGGCCUGGGGCCCGCCCCCCACGUGUCCGCGGCCGGGGCUGCGCGUCCCUGCCAGCCCCGCCCCUCGCCCCGCCCCGCCCGCCGGCGUCUCCCGAUUGGGUCGGUCGGUCCUGCCCAGCGACGGCUCCUGCUGCGAUUGGUUGACCCCGGCGGGGGCGUGGCUAGCUCCCGGCCGGGGCGGCCGGGUUCGGGCGGAAGCAAAGGGCUCUCCCCGCGGAGCGGCUCCGGCCCCGGGGCGCGGCCCAGCCCUGGUGUCCAGACUCGGUCUGCAGCCAUCCCGCGUUCACACUACUGAGGCUCGGGCUGGUUUAGCCCGCCUCGCCCACGUCCUGACACGGCUGCUCGGCCCUGUCCCCGGCCCCUCCAACAGCCUGCCAGGCGCACCAGCCCCCGCCCCUCCCGCCCACAGGUGCCUUAAUGGGCCCUCGUCCACCCACGUGGGGAGAGGGGGCCUCACUCUCCGGCCCUGCUGCGGGGGGAGAGGGGGGUGGGAGCCGGGAAUGGGAAGGGCGCUCUGAGAUUAAAAGUUUUACUUCUGA
Molecule: messenger RNA, 2773 nt
Organism: Oryctolagus cuniculus (rabbit)
Lineage: Eukaryota; Metazoa; Chordata; Mammalia; Lagomorpha; Leporidae
Gene: AKT1S1
Product: AKT1 substrate 1
Biological process (GO): negative regulation of protein kinase activity; neurotrophin TRK receptor signaling pathway; negative regulation of TOR signaling
Cellular component (GO): cytoplasm
Source: RefSeq, a predicted model, not a curated record